AUGUGGUUCAGGGUCAUUACAACUUUCCUUUCCUUUGUAGCAGGCGCUUGCUCGGGGCUGAAAGUGACAGUGCCCUCACACACUGUUCAUGGCAUCAGGGGCCAGGCCCUCUACCUCCCUGUGCACUAUGGAUUCCACACUGUGGCAUCAGACAUCCAGAUCAUAUGGCUGUUUGAGAGACCCCACACGAUGCCCAAAUACUUACUGGGCUCCGUGAACAAGUCUGUGGUUCCUGACUUGGAAUACCAACACAAGUUCACCAUGAUGCCGCCCAAUGCGUCUCUGCUCAUCAACCCAUUGCAGUUCACUGAUGAAGGCAAUUACAUCGUGAAGGUCAACAUUCAGGGAAAUGGAACUCUAUCAGCUAGUCAGAAGAUACAAGUGACCGUUGAUGAUCCUGUCACAAAACCAGUUGUACAAACUCAGCCUUCCUCUGGAGCUGUGGAGUAUGUGGGCAACAUGACCCUGGCAUGCCUUGUGGAAGGGGGCACCCGGCUGGUUUACCAGUGGCUAAAAAAUGAAAGGCCUGUCCACACCAGCUCCACCACCUCCUUUUCUCUGCAAAACAAUACCCUUCAUAUUGCUCCAGUGACCAAAGAAGAUAUUGGGAAUUACAGUUGCCUGGUGAAGAACCCUGUCAGUGAGAUGGAAAGUGACAUCGUUAUGCCUACCAUAUACUAUGGACCUUAUGGACUUCGAGUUAAUUCUGACAAAGGGCUAAAAGUAGGGGAAGUGUUCACUGUUGACAUUGGAGAGGCCAUCUUGUUUUAUUGUUCUGCUGAUUCUUAUCCCCCCAACACCUACUCCUGGAUCCGGAGGACUGACAAUACAACAUAUGUCAUUAAGCACGGGCCUCGCUUGGAAGUUGCAUCUGAGAAAGUAGGCCAGAAGACAACUGACUAUAUGUGCUGUGCUUACAACAAUGUAACUGGACGGCGAGAUGAAGCUCAUUUCACAGUCAUCAUCACUUCUGUAGGACUGGAGAAGCUUGCACAAAAAGGGAAAUCAUUGUCCCCUUUAGCAAGUAUAACUGGAAUAUCACUCUUUUUGAUUAUAUCCAUGUGUCUUCUCUUCCUAUGGAAAAAAUAUCAACCCUACAAAGUUAUAAAACAGAAGCUAGGAGGCAGGCCGGAAACAGAAUACAGGAAAGCUCAAACAUUUUCAGGCCAUGAAGAUGCUCUGGAUGACUUUGGAAUAUAUGAAUUUGUUGCUUUUCCAGAUGCUUCUGGUGUUCCCAGGAUGCCAAGUAGGUCUGCUCCAACCCCUGAUGGCAUAUCAGGACAAGAUUUGCACAGUACAAUUUACGAAGUCAUUCAGCACAUACCUGCCCAACAGCAAGACUGUCCAGAGUGAGCAUUCAUGGGUAAAGCAGUGCAUUGGAGUGAAAUAAUGAAGGAACAUUUUGAGGAAAAACAGUGGAAAUGUAUAUUCAUCUGGAAUCAGUGAAGAAAUCAAGCCCAAUACCUCUUGCUCAUUACUCCUUUUAAAUGCAGAAUAGAGUCAUUUAUAAAAAUUGUACUGAAGGUUUUCCAGCAUACACACAAUGCAUUGUGUUGUAGAGGAACAUGGUGGGGAAGUAGUCCUCAGGGGACAAUCUUUAUCAUAGUGACUGAGAGGGGGAAAAAAAAGACGGGACUUUCCAGUUACUCUUUUCAUCUCAAAUUUCUCUAAGAAGCUCAAUUAGUUCUAAUCUACACUUUCACUUUCAUCAACAUUGACUAUCCUAUCUAAUUCACGAAUAUGGAAAUUUUAUAUUUGUAAAAUUUCUGGUAGGCUUUGUUUUAUUAAUUCUCAUUACUGUUAAAUUACCAUAUUAACUUUUAAAAUUUUAUUCCCAAACUUAUUUCCUGCUAUUUGUACCACCCAAUAAGGAUGGCUCUCACAACAGCAAGACUUGCCUUCUCCUAGGUCGUCAGUUACCAGUGGCUUUUUUGAAAAGACAUAAAAUACUGAAGGAAAUGACACAUUAAAGUCUUAUUUUUAUUUUUGUUCAAGGAAAGAUGCAUUGAAAUAAAUUAUUCUGGUUUUGCUUUUAUAUGACCUUGACUCUUUGUCUUGUAGGGCAAAAAUUUUACAUAAAAGUCAGAUUGUACAAUUAGAUUUUUUAUCCUUAUUUCCCAGUGUGCAAUAAAGUGUAGAUUAUAGAGAACUACUAAAAUAAGAAUCUUCCUCUUUCAUGGCUAUUUUUUUUUUCAGGCUUGAAAUUUUUACUUGAUUGAAUUGCUGAUUCUGGGAAGGGCCUCCCUUCUUGUAUAUUGCUGUAUUUAAAAAAUCAGUAGACCAAGUGGCAGAAUUAGAAAACACCAUUUUACAACCUCCAGGGGAAAUAACUGAUUCAGAUCACAAUCGUCUUUAGCCAAGACUGCUAGAUAAAUGGUACCAGAUAAAACUAGAUGACCAAGGAUCAGGUUGCAGAAACUCUGUGAAGGGAAGGUCUGAGACCUAGAGAGAAGUAGGUGUACAAAGUAGCAGAGAGGCAACUGUGCAGGAUGCAAGAGGCCCAGGGAGUGGGCACAGAAAGGUCAUCUGAGUGUUGUAGGUCUUGAAGAUGAAAGAUGAAUAUUUUUGUGUAAUGACAUUGGCUACAAACACUCUGACCUGACAAUGCCACACUUUAAGAUUUCAUUCUGGCCAAAUAAAGGUAGAAACAACCCAAAUAUUCAACAAUAGGGGAUUUUUAAGUGACGUUAGAUCCAUACAAUGGUUCACACUGCAGCUAUUAAAAAAGAAGGUAUACACCUGUAUUUACUGACUUUAAACUCUGUCUCAUGACCUAUUAUUUUAUACACGAGAAAGAAAUCACAAGAAUAGCAUUUCUUUUUCAAAGUGUUUCAAAGGAACCACUGCAUUUACACUGUACUUCCCGCCUUUUCAUAGAAGCACAUGGUGAAAGGAAAAUUAAGACAAAGUCCCACAACCCCUUUCUGGUCUUCUUUCUCUACCACCUCAUGUAUUUCUCUGCUGGAAAAGUCCACCAGUCCUACCACAAACAUUUUCUUUUGCAUUUGGUAUAAUAUAUGUUCAUAUAUAUGUGAUAUAUAUUAUAUGAUUAUAUAAUUAGGUUAUAUAGAGAGAUUUUAUAUAUAUGUAUAAUCAGAAAAGGAAUUAAUGCCCACUAUAAAUAAAUAUAUAAUAUAUAUACAUACAUACUUGGAAAUGCAGAUGGCUAACCAUAAGAUAAUUAAAAUCACCUAUAGAGAGUAGAUCUUAAACAGUCUCACAACAGCAAAAAAGAAAAUUGCAAUCAUGUGAGGUGAUGAUUGUGUUAACUAACCUUAUUGUGGUCAAUUAUUUCACAGUAUGUACAUGUACCAAAUCAUCACACCUUAAACUUAUACAAUGUUAUAGGUCAAUUAUAUCGCAAUAAGGCUAGAAAAAUAAUAUAAAAUCACUUGUAUUCUCACCUCUCAGAAAUAACGUGUUAACGUUUUCCUAAACUAGUUAUGCAUGUAUUCUUUCAUACACCUUCUAGUUCCAGAAAGGAUUUAUGGUAGCUCAUAUAAAUGCAUAAUGUAACAAGAUAAAAUACACCCAAAAAAUAAAGUUGAUAAAGAAAACAGGGUGAAGGAACAAUGAGAGUUUACAAAGGCAAAUUGAAAGCAGAAAUGAGGUCAAUAACCAGUAUGAUGAAUUCCCCUUCAUCUCUGAGUAUUAUUUUAUUAUACCAAGAUCACACAGCAUAUGCAGGUGGAUGUCUAAGGAGGGACUUCUAAACUGAAUGCAAUUUGUAACUGUCAGAGCCAAAGAAAGGUUGCAAUCCCCUCACAGGGCUGGAAAAGAGCAGGUCAGCUUUCCCAGCCAACACUCCCCGAAGGUUCAUCUGCCUCUCUCCUUCCUCAAUCUUGAAUUCCCUCCCUCCCCAAGGCUCUUUCUGGUCUUACUUGAAGAGUUGAUUAACUACAAUGAGCAACAGCUGUAUCUCUGUGUUCCCCUUCCAAGACCCAACCCUGGAACACUUUCAAUCACAGACCAUCUUAUACAGCCUUUUCUUGAAUAGGUAAUAAUACAUUCACAUGGCUCACAAUCAAAAUCUUAUAAAAAGUAUGUGCCAAGACAGCUGUUUGUAUUCGUUUUUGGUUUUGGUUUUUGGUUUGGCUAAUUUUGUGUCUCCCUCCAGAGUAUCUUACCACAAACCAAAGGAAAUACAAACACGUAUUUUUAUUUUUUCAAACUCACUUUUCAGUCACUUGUAAUUCCUCUCAUUUUUGUAUUGCUCUCUGACACACAAAUAUACAGACUCUCUUAGAGCAUGGUUCCACUCAAAGCAACAAGGAAUUGCUUAAGGGAUAAACGUGAAAGGGUCUAGAAUCCAAUUAACUUUUGCCGUCAAUGGUGUAUAACACCGGGUAACUCACUGCUUUUUUAGUAUAUGGGGAUGAAAAUCUCAUAAAUUAAUCAAGGUUUCCAAGGCAAGUGAUGAACCAAACCCAGAUGUUUACCUAACAAAUUAAUCUUUUAAAACCAGCCUAAAGUUCUUUCCUUAUUACUAAACGUAAUCUUAGCUGAGCUCUUGUUAAAAUUUUUAACUUUCUAUUACUGCUUCUAACUUGGAAUAGAAUUGUAUUCCUAGUGUUCAUUAAAGAAUAUAUCCUACUGAUAGACUUUUAAACAAAAAUAAAUAAAAUACUUGUGAAUAAAAGUUUCCCUUGUUUUUGACAUUUGUGCACUUCCAUGUUAAUAAGACAAUUUCCGCUAAAACAAACUGCAUACAUACACUCAAAGAUAGUCCAUGUGAUCACUCAGUUUUAUGAGAUCAUAACACCUUAUAAAGUUUUGUUAAAAUAAUAAAACUGAAUGAUAACACAGUGCAUGGCAUAUGGGUAGUAGUUUAUAUAUUAUUAAAGAUUUAAUUUAUUUUUAGGAAGUUUUUAUUUUCUGUUUCUAUAUUGCUGUGUAUCUCUGUGAAUUCUUAUGUUAUUCUUAUAUAUUCCUCUAAAGUUCAUGUUCAAAUAUACAUGAAUGUCUAUGUUUUA
This is a messenger RNA of Mirounga angustirostris (Northern elephant seal), 4973 nucleotides long. RefSeq names its product HEPACAM family member 2 (gene HEPACAM2). The record is from RefSeq and is a predicted model, not a curated record. The coding region runs from base 1 to 1353 and encodes 450 amino acids. The transcript is spliced from 9 exons. Gene Ontology annotation, cellular component: centrosome; Golgi apparatus; midbody. Gene Ontology annotation, biological process: centrosome cycle. NCBI's taxonomy places the organism in Eukaryota, Metazoa, Chordata, Mammalia, Carnivora, Phocidae.